UAAAUUCUGACGAAGAAAACGACGUAAGUAAGGCGAGGAGAAGACUGGACUCCUGCAUCGCUGGAUUGAACGAGAUCAUCGGCGAUGCCUGCGCGAUAUUUGCCGGCGACAGUGGCGCAGCGAGGAAGAAUGGAUGCCGAACGCGCGACGCGAGUGACGUCGGCAGGCGCCGAGUGAAUUUCUAACGUAACACUGCCGGCGCGAACAUGCGUGUCCUAUUCCGCGAGAGCUACGGGAACGAGAAGGAGACGGUCUACGUGAAGUCGGAAGAUGGUUCCAGGGUGAACGAGGUGAAACCCAACGCGACCGAGGCGCAGACCGCUCGUUCCUGGAUCGGGACCGUCGUCAAGGAGAUAUUCCUGCCGCAAGGCUAUCCGGACAGCGUGCACCCCGACUACACGGCGUACCAGAUAUGGGACACGGUUCAGGCAUUUGCGAGCACCAUAAUGGGCACGCUCACCACUCACUCCAUAAUGCGUGGAAUAGGUGUUGGAGAGUCGAGUGCUACACCCUUAGCAGCGGCGAUAACGUGGAUCCUGAGAAAUGGUACUGGAAUGAUCGGGAGCAUACUGUUUGCAUGGUGGAAUGGGACCAGGUUGGACGGGCAGUGUAAGAAGUGGAGGCUGUUUGCCGAUAUUUUAAACGACGUCGCGAUGGGAAUGGAAUUGCUCGUGCCAUACUUUUCGUCGUGUUCAAUCGCGAUUCUUUGUAUCUCUACCAUCAUGAAGUCCAUUGUCGGUGUCGCUGGCGGUGCUACGAGGGCAGCGUUGACUCAGCACCAAGCAAUACGGAAUAAUCUGGCGGACGUUUCUGCCAAAGACGGGAGCCAAGAAACAUGCGUAAAUCUAAUCGCCUCGUUCUUCGGCAUCUUUAUACUGUCCUUGUUCCAUAGUGGACAAUACUUAAUAGAAUUGUAUCUCUUCCUGGUGGCAGUCCAUCUCUACGCGAAUUAUUCGGCGGUUAAAGCACUGUGUUUAGAUACACUCAACGAGGACCGUCUGGCCUUGAUCGUUAAAAGAUACAUGCUGAACGAGCACGUACCAGAGCCGCCGGAAAUCAAUGAAGAAGAAUCGGUAUUUCUGCUUGGAAACCCUACCAAGAGCGUGUGCGGUUUUGACAUAAAAAUUGGCGCUUCAUUCGCGAGCGUCUUGAAAGAGGGCAUCAUUUCAUCGAUGGAGAUGGAAUUCUUGUUAAAAUUCUUUGAGGAUCGAAAAUACCUGAUAACGGUCGAUAUCGAAAGGAGAGAUAUAUUUGUCAUUCUCAAGAAGGAUAUACGGCCUGUUGAAACACUGGAAGCGUACUUUUACGCUUCCAUGUGCGGCUUCUACAUCUGCAUAGCGAGAAAAAUACCAACCGAGUUACUGCUAAGAUCCGAUACAUCCCAGCUAUCGUAUCCGCUGUUAAAUGUAUAUGUCCUCCACAAAAAGUUCGCUGAUUCAAACAGCAAUGUACAAUUGUCGAUGACCAUCCAAAGUGUCUGCGCUACGGAUUUAAUCGUCUCUAACGAGUACAAAGCGUUCGUUAGCAACUUGGAGAUAAAUGGCUGGAAAACGGAAACAAAUUUAUUGGCAGUUGGCGCAUGGAGGUUGUCCAUGGGAGCUGGUGAACAAUAAAAAUAACAAUAAUAAUAAUAAUAAUAAUCCGUAACGAUAAUAAUCGAGUAUUUGACAUGCAUUUAUACCAAUUGUUGAUAAUCCUCCAUCAAUAUUAAUUAUUCCUCUAUUGAUACAUUUCUUCUGUUAGACUGAAACCUAAUAGGAGGUUGUAAUCAACCAAGAAUACGACAAUAAAAAGCCGCUUUGCAAAGUA
This is a messenger RNA of Ooceraea biroi (clonal raider ant), 1809 nucleotides long. Its product is annotated as RUS1 family protein C16orf58 homolog. Lineage: Eukaryota; Metazoa; Arthropoda; Insecta; Hymenoptera; Formicidae. The record is from RefSeq and is a predicted model, not a curated record.